Messenger RNA from Coccomyxa subellipsoidea C-169, 486 nucleotides. RefSeq lists its product as hypothetical. The transcript has a single exon. The coding region runs from base 1 to 486 and encodes 161 amino acids. NCBI's taxonomy places the organism in Eukaryota, Viridiplantae, Chlorophyta, Trebouxiophyceae, Coccomyxaceae. The record is from RefSeq and is a predicted model, not a curated record.
AUGGCACGGUCUCCAGCCGCGCGCAUUGCUGCGCUGAUGCUUGCACUGGCUCUGCUGGGCUGCGCCCGUGGCCAGGUCGUCAUGUCAGGCGGCAAAUUUCUCAACCUCUUCAAUGGCACUGUCAACCUCACAUUUGAGGACGGUGGCACGCUACCCCCUCUGGGCUUCAUGGAGCGCUCAGGGCCGGUGUCUGGGGUCGUUGCGAGUCUUGACACCAUUCCCGGUGGCGACCCGCUGUUUCUGGGACAGGGAAAUGCUGCAGGCAUCAGUGGUACCACGUGCUACAUCAUCUCUGUGGUUGCUCAGACCAAUGACAUCUUCGUGGUUGCAUGCAUCGCUGGCAACGGCACACCGAAGAGCAACUUCAAGUUCUAUGGGUUUGCCAACCUCUGCAUCACAAAUCUGUUGAAGGUCUGCAAUGGCACCACAACCAGUGCGUCUGCUUUUGGUGCCAUCCGCAGCAUUGGUGCUGCAGCUGCAAAAUGA